This is a messenger RNA of Astyanax mexicanus (Mexican tetra), 1827 nucleotides long. It is a transcript of the gene tcta, whose product is annotated as T cell leukemia translocation altered. The transcript has 3 exons. NCBI's taxonomy places the organism in Eukaryota, Metazoa, Chordata, Actinopteri, Characiformes, Acestrorhamphidae. The record is from RefSeq and is a predicted model, not a curated record. The coding region runs from base 213 to 482 and encodes 89 amino acids.
GUCUAGCAGAGGAAAACGGCUUUGUUUACUUUCUGUAUCUGAGAGCGCAGCAGGAUCAGAUCAUCGAGCUCUGAAUCCGGAUUUUAAUUCGGAUCUGAAUCUGAAUAGAGUUUUCUCUGUUAGAUAUCAGCAGUGUUGUGUGAGCUGCGGGUGUGUGAGGGGGGUAUAGAGGGGCAUAAAGGGGGUAAAUAGUGGGGUAAUAGGGGGUGAAUAUGGAGGAGCAGUGGGAUUUCCAGCUGGUAUCGCGGCUGGUUGAUGGUUUAGUCGCGUUUCUGUCGGAGUUUAUCGAUGACUGGCUCUCUAACGACCUGCGGGUCUCCGUGUUUAAGAUCCUGUUCAGCUGGUUGAUCCUCAGCCUCGUCGCCAUUCACUUCGCCUGGAAGAUUUACGGAAACACCGUCAACGACAUGUACUACCGGCAAGGAACUGGUGGACAGAACGGUGGCACGCCUGACACAGCACCGCACCUGAGUGGAUGGUAGGUGUUCCGGCAUCUGUGUGCGUCCAGGUACAGGGAAAGUGCAGCAGCGGAUGCCCUAAAAACUCACCGUGAAUGACGGUCCGGAGGCGAGCGGGUGCAGACAGACUUUAUUUUUCUUAGAGACGUUAUAAAAACCACAUUCCUGAAGAGAACUGUGCCAUAAAACCUCUACGAACGUUUAGUUUGGAGACGAGGAAUCAAAACCUUCUACUUUUGAGACAACCAGCAGUGAUGGAUCUUCAUGCUUGAAUGUUGAUAUUUCUACUUGGACUGACUCUUUGUAAUUAAUAAUUUAACUUGUGUAAUUCCUGAUAUGGCUUGAUCUUCUCAGAACCACAUUAUCUCUGUGAGCUACAGACUGAUGGAGAACACUAUAGAGACCAGGUUACUCCAGAACAGGGAAGAAGUUCUUAACAUUGGGGUUCACGACUCCAAAGGGGGUCCUGAUUCAGUCCCUGGAAGGUGGUAAUGGUGAUGAUGGUGGUGCUACACUGUGUGUGUGUGACUGAAGCUCAUGAAACUCUUGAAGCUCAUCCGAGUUUUGUUUAAAUGAUGAAAAAAAACAACCUACAGGGGUUGGACAAUGAAACUGAAACACCUGUCAUCAUUUUACUGUGUGAUUUUAGGUUUCAUGGCUAAAUUGGAGCAGCCUGGUGUUCAAUCUUCAUUAAUUGCACAUUGCACCAGUAAGAGCAGAGUGUGAAGGUUCAAUUAGCAGGGUAAGAGCACAGUUCUGCUCUAAAUAUUGCAAUGCUCACAACAUUAUGGGAGACAUACCAGAGUUCAAAAGAGGAGAAAUUGUUGGUGCACGUCUUGCUGGAGCAUCUGUGACCAAGACAGCAAGUCUUUGUGAUGCAUCAAGAGCCACGGUAUCCAGGGUAAUGUCAGCAUACCACCAAGAAGAACCAACCACAUCCAACAGGAUUAACUGUGGACGCUGUAAGAGGAAGCUGUCUGAAAGGGAUGUUCGGGUGCUAACCCGGAUUGUAUCCAAAAACAUAAAACCACGGCUGAUCAAAUCACGCAGAAUUCAAUGUGCACCUCAACUCUCCUGAUUCCACCAGAACUGUCCGUCACCACAAUCAAUUAUUGUGCUCUAAAACCAGGUGUUUCAGUUUCAUUGUCCAACGCCUGUAUGUAUAACCACCAUCUUUACUGAACUUUAAUUUUACUGAGUUUAAGUUGUAUAUGAUUAUAUUUGACCAAGGUUGAGGCUAAAUCCUGCAUAAUUAGUGCCGAGCUGCACUUUAGGGACCGUAGGAAAAUUACAGAAUAAAAUGAGUAAUGAAUAAUUCUGUUCAACUUUGCAAAAUUUGACCAUGUGAUGUCAAACUAGUAAAAACAAA